This is a messenger RNA of Fusarium pseudograminearum CS3096, 3708 nucleotides long. RefSeq lists its product as uncharacterized. Lineage: Eukaryota; Fungi; Ascomycota; Sordariomycetes; Hypocreales; Nectriaceae. The record is from RefSeq and is a predicted model, not a curated record. Bases 1 to 3708 code for a protein of 1235 amino acids. The transcript has 2 exons.
AUGAGGUUCUUCAAGCUUUUCCUCGCGACUCUUGCGUCGUUCAGUCUUGCUGCUCCCGAGGCGCCAAGGACCGUCUCUUCGCCCGAACUAUCGGGUGAAUUGGUUCAGCUAUUGGAGAAGCACAAUCUCGCCCUUGUUCCUCGCUCUGAACUCACGGAUGCACUCAAAGAGCUAAACACACUGCUCAAGAGCAACGCCUUUCCUCGCGCGCCCGUUCUCAUCAGACGACAAAACAGCACAACGGGCGGCGGCUCAAAAUCCGGCUCUGGCUCCAAUUCCGAUUCUGAUUCAGACGACUCUGAUUCUGAUGAUGGAGGGUCUAGAAUUGCCGCCAUUCCAGGACUUGACGGUCUUGGAGAUCUAGGGUCUGGUCUCAAGGGUUUGACAGAUGCCCUGGGCGAUGUCAAGGAUCUCUUCAAAGCUCUGGGUGAUCUGCUGUCGCCCGAGUUCCUCCAAGCCUUCCAUGAUGCCAUGGUCUAUCUCGCAGCAACUCUCAAGCCUCCUGCGCCAAACCAAGUCAGAAACCUUCUUGCCAAGGCAGGACCACUUCUGGACCUGGUCGGCGAACUCAACCUCAAAGAUCUCGUCGAUGAGAUCAAGGGUGUCAACAUUGCUGGCAUCGUGUCAAAGGUGCUCAAGCUUCUCACCGAUGACAACCUCAAGAACAUCGAGGGUCUUCUCACUAAUGGCGCCACACUCUUGACUCCUCAAUUCGUCAAAGAGACCAAGACACUCAUUGGCGACGUUUCACCUCUUCUUGAUGAGCUUUCUCCUCUCCUCAAGAAGCUUACCGAUCUCGAUAUCGCAGGCAUCCUUCAAGCUUUGGACCCUCUUCUCAAGAAAGAGGCUAUCCAGGGCAUUGUCACUCUUCUCAAGAACGCCAGCAAUCUCUUGACAGCCAAGACUGUCGAUGAGAUCCAGGAUCUUCUUGGCGAAGUCAGUCCCAUCAUCAAGGACAUCGCACCACUCUUGGAACAGCUUACCAAGCUCAACCUUGAACAAGUCCUCAAGGCGGUACAGCCACUUCUCAAGGAUGAUUCUAUCAAGGGUAUCUUGAGUCUACUCAAGAACGCCGAGAGCCUCUUGACACCCAAGUUUGUGGACCAGACUCAGGAUCUCAUUGGAGCUGCAUCGCCUUUGAUCGAUAAGCUCGGUGAUGUUGAUCUCAAGGGCGUCCUUGAUGCGCUGAGCCCCAUCCUCAAGAAGGAGGCUAUUCAAGGUCUUGUUGGUCUUUUGAACAACGCCGAGGAUUUGCUGUCCAAGGAGACUGUCAAGAGUAUCAAGACUCUCUUGUCUCAAGCAUCACCUCUCAUCGAUAAGCUUGCGGAUAUCGAUUUGAAGGGUGUACUUGAUGCCCUCAGCCCCAUCCUCAAGAAGGACGCUAUCCAGGGCCUAGUCGGGUUGCUCAACAAUGCCGAAGACCUUCUUUCCAAGGAAACCGUCAAGAACAUCAAGACGCUUCUUACUAGCGCUGGUCCUCUUAUCAAUAGCCUUGGAAAGAUUGAUCUCGCAGGUGUUCUUGACUCGCUCAGACCUCUUUUGACAAAGGAGUCUAUGAAGGGAAUUAUCGGCCUGUUGGGCAAUGCUGAGGACCUUUUGACAAAGGACUUUGUUUCAGACACCAAGAAGCUCAUCUCCAACGCCAGCCCGCUAUUGACUAGCUUGGGUAAGCUUGAUCUCAAGAGUCUGAUUGAUGCGAUUGCACCGCUCCUUACCAAGGACUCGGUCAAGGGACUGGUCAGUCUUCUUGGCAAUGCCGAGAAUUUGCUCACCAAGGAUUUCGUGUCUCAGACCAAGACUUUGAUCUCGAAGGCAUCACCUCUACUUGACAGUCUUGAUGAUGCAGACAUCAAGGGCUUGCUUGAUCAAGUUGGUCCACUUCUCAAGGAGGUUAGCAAGCUCAAGCUGGAGGACAUCCUCAGCGCAGUGCGACCUCUUUUGACGAAGAACUCCAUCAACGGCAUCAUUGGUCUUCUGAACAAUGCCGAGAAUCUCCUUACUAAGGAUUUCGUGUCCCAGACGAAGCUCUUGAUUGCCAAGGCCGCGCCUCUACUGAGCAGCUUGGACAAGGCCGAUCUCGCGAGCUUGCUUGAUCAGGUUGGCCCGCUACUGAAGCAAGUCGGCAAGUUGAAGUUGGAUGAACUCUUGAGUGCCGUCCAGCCCUUGCUCACGAAGAAUUCCAUCAACGGCAUCAUUGGUCUUUUGAACAACGCUGAGAAUCUCCUCACCAAAGACUUUGUCUCACAGACGAAGCUCUUGAUCGCCAAGGCUGCGCCUCUGCUAAACAGCUUGGACAAGGCUGAUCUAGCAAGCUUGCUCGACCAAGUCGGGCCGCUCUUGAAGCAGGUCGGCAAGCUGAAGCUGGACGAGCUACUGAGUGCUGUGCAGCCCUUGCUUACCAAGGACUCCAUCAAGGGCAUUAUCGGAUUGCUCGACAAUGCUGAGAACUUGCUUACCAAGGACUUUGUCUCUCAAACCAAGGGCCUCAUCUCCAAGGCUUCGCCACUCCUCACCAGCCUUUCCAAGCUGAACCUGGAGGAUCUCCUUGAUCAAGUUGGCCCGCUCUUGAAGAUGCUUGGUAAGCUUGAUCUUGAAGGCUUGCUGAGCGCCGUGGCACCACUCCUCACAAAGGAUUCUGUCAAGGGCAUCGUUGGACUGUUGGACAAUGCUGAAGGGUUGUUGACCAAGAAGUUCGUCAACGAGACCCAGACGCUCAUCACUGGCGCUGUUCCUUUGAUCUCAUCACUCGGUGAACUUGACCUUCCUGAUCUGAUCGAUCAAGUAUCACCUUUGCUCAAGGAGAUUGGUAAGAUCGAUCUUGCCAAGCUUGUCAAGCAACUAUCGCCAUUACUGGAUGAGAUCAGUAGCCUGGAUAUCAAGGGCUUGUUUGACGCCAUUGCACCUCUACUCUCACCAAAGGGCAUCAAGGGCAUCAUGGAGCUUCUCGGAAACGCUGAAGAUCUCCUCACGCCCAAGUUCGUCAAUCAGACACAAACACUCAUUGGCGACGCAGUUCCGCUGGUUUCAGCUCUGGGCGACAUUGAUCUCAAGAAGCUCAUCAAGCAGCUUUCGCCUCUGCUUGAAGCGCUUGGCGAGAUUGACUUUGGCGACCUCAUCAAAAAGGUGAAGCCUCUUCUGAAUGCGCUCAUGAAGAUUGAUCUCGCCAAGCUGGUUGGCAAGAUAAUGCCACUACUGGAUUCUCUGGAUGACAUUGAUCUGGCGGGAUUGAUCGAUGCGCUCAAGCCUCUGUUGACGCCCAAGUCAAUCAAGGGUAUUGUCGGGUUGGUCGAUAAUGCUGAAGAUCUUCUCACCAGCAAAUUCGUCAACCAGACACACACGCUCAUCUCGGGAGCUGUACCACUUAUUGAGGUGCUGAACAAGGUUGAUCUGGAGAGUUUGUUCGAGAUCAUUGAACCAAUCCUGGAAGAGCUAGAUGGUCUUGAUCUCUCUGGCCUUGUGGACGCGGUGAAGCCUUUGCUCAAUGCGCUCAAGAAGAUUGACAUCAAGGGCAUUAUUGACCAAGUCAUGCCGUUCCUUACACCCAAGACAGUGAAGGGAUUGUUGUCACUGGUAGGAAACGCAGAGAGCUUGCUCAGCAAGGCGUUUGUGAAUCAAGUAUCGGAACUCAUUGGAGAUGCGACACCGCUCGUUGCGACUGUUGCAGAUUUGGUUCAUGCUAUUUUGAAGGAACUCAUGGGUCGGACGUAA